Messenger RNA from Ctenopharyngodon idella (grass carp), 2684 nucleotides. RefSeq names its product docking protein 1b (gene dok1b). The transcript has 5 exons. Gene Ontology annotation, cellular component: cytoplasm. Lineage: Eukaryota; Metazoa; Chordata; Actinopteri; Cypriniformes; Xenocyprididae. Gene Ontology annotation, biological process: cell surface receptor protein tyrosine kinase signaling pathway; positive regulation of MAPK cascade. The record is from RefSeq and is a predicted model, not a curated record. The coding region runs from base 407 to 2134 and encodes 575 amino acids.
AUUACGAAAGCUAUAAUAACUGCAAGUGAAAAGAGAUGGUUUCAGGCGUCAUGCUUUGCCUAUGUUUGGGUUGAGGAGUAGGUGGGAGGAAAGGCUGUAGGCGCGCGCGCGCUUCCUCUAUCGCGAGGAGAAGAGAGAGAGAGAGAGAGAGAGAGAGAUCAGCAGCAGAGCAGCGUCUCAAAACUCAGGACCAGCAGUAUGAAAACACUCUGUUAUAACAUUUCGCUUUUUCCCUCCAAACAUUCAUUUAACCGUUAGAUUAAUCUUAAUGAUUUCCCGUCGAAACGCCCCUGAAGCAAAAGUUUGCCAAGCGGAAGUUCGCGCGGUAGGAAAUCGGAAAAAAGUCUAAAGACUGAGAAAUAUAUUUAUCCUUUAUCUUGUUGUGCCGCGGUAGAGUAUUUUAAAAAUGGACACUCACGUUAAGGAGGGACAGCUGUACGUCCAGCAUCAGAAGUUUGGAAAGAAAUGGAAGAAGAACUGGUUCGUACUGUACCCAGCCAGUCAAAACGGCAUCGCACGGCUUGAGUUUUAUGAUUGCUCGGGCAGCGCCAGUGAUAAACCUAGCACUAAGAAAAUGGACAAGAAGAUAAUCCGUCUGUCAGAAUGCAUCAGCAUACUCCCUGCUGUCACUGAAACCUGCCCCAAAGAAAACAUGGCUGCCUUCUGUGUGGAGACCAAUGACAAGACGUACGUCUUUGCAGCUGAGAAAUAUAUUACCAAUGAGUGGGUGGAGAAGAUGUGCGAGAUUGCUUUUCAGGGAGGAAGUGGUUCUCUUGGUAGUUUUGACUCAAAUGGACAGCAAGAGCUUCAAAUGGCAGAGAAUCUCAUUUAUUACUCCAGAGAGGAAGUUAAUGAAUUUUGGGUGAGUGUCCAGAGGACAGAAGCAUCAGAGCGCUGUGGUCUCUCUGGUAAUUACUGGCUCAGGGCUAAUGUGGACAACCUUAUUCUGAAGGACCCCAAGACUAAAAAGGAGUUACUCAUAUGGCCCUACAAACUUCUCCGUCGCUAUGGAAGAGAUAGGGUUAUGUUCUCUUUUGAAGCCGGGCGACGCUGUGAAUCUGGGCCAGGGAACUUCACCUUUGAGACAAAGCAGGGGAAUGAGAUAUUUCACAUUGUUGAGGAAUCCAUUCGGGAGCAGAAAGCCCAAGCUGAAGAACGACAUCAAAGCUUUCCAUCAUUAGACUCUGACUGCCCAGCUCUCCAGCAGAUCCGUGCUGCCAUCUCAGAAGCAAAUAGUCGUGAACCAGAUGGAGAUUCUGGUGGUAGCAAGCCUGGGUCUGCGGAUGGUGUCUUUGGUAGAAAGGAGGAUGGGAAAAACUUAAAGGGCCGAAGCCUUCCAGAGCCGCCACCUCCAGUUGGUGGGACCCCGCCACGAUCUCCCAUGCCUCGUGGGUCCAAAAAUCUGUUAGAGGACCAAGGGAGUCUCUACUCGGAGCCUGCUGACUCUGUACGUGCGCCGCCCUCUCUAGGAGACUGUUUGUACUCGGACCCGGUGGACAGUAUCAAAGUCAUACCUACUCCUAUCCCACGCCUCAGGCCGACAGGCGAAGAGGGGGGUAGCCGCCAGGGCACAGGAAUCAAGCCUGAGCCGUUCUACUCAGACAUCUAUGAUCAGAUCAGUCUGGAGGUGCAGAGGACAAUGUCAUUGGGAUUCGAUGGGCGAAGCAGGCACCCUGCAGAUGGAGGUCCAACAGAGCACAUUUAUGAUGAGCCAGAGGGACGUGCCGGAUCUGCACUGCCUAUCAUCACGCUUUAUGAUGAAGCACGGUUUGAAAUGCAACCCUGGAAAACCAGGGGAAUGGAGGAGCCUCAAGGUCACGAGGUGGCUCAACAACCUGUGCCAAUGCCCAGACCAAAAGGCCCCAAACCCAUCACAGCACCCAAACCAAGCAAAGUAGCACUGCCCAAGAAAGACCCUCUUCUGCUGCCUCAAAAUAAAGCCAGUGCUAACCUGAACAACAAUAACAGUAGCAACAGCCAUGACAACAGCAUGGAAGUUGGUAGAAGAGGUGCUGGUGCUGGAAACAUCAUGGAGAUUUACAGCAAAGUAUCUAGACAUCAGCCGCCUCCAAAUGCGUGGCAUCCUACCACGCAGUCUCCAGACAUCAUCUACGACAACUUAGGAGACAUUUGACUUAAACUUUGUCGACAUUUAGGCAGUCACGGAUAAAGGAAAUCCGUCCACGUUAAGAAGGGAGUGCUCAGUGUCAGGGCUCAGACUGAAACCUUAGUCAUGUAGUCACUGACUGACAAACUGUCUGAGAACUAAGACUAUACAAAACUUUUGUGUGGAUAAUGCCCUCUGAAAGGGCUUGUAUUGGCAUAUGCCAGAGUUUUGCACUUCUUGGGCAAAGUAGUCAUGUUUUGUAAAUCUGAGUCUGUGACUUAUGUAUCGGAAGAGAUUAUGAAGCAUUUGUCAUAACACUUGGUGUUGUUGUCUAAACAUUAUCUGACAAAUCCAAUUUAAUUGUUGAAGUGCAGAGACUUCACUGGCAGGUCAGUUAUUGCACGUACAAACCUUGCAUUGUUUUGCAUGGAGAUUGUAGCAAAAGGAUACUAAUCCACUGCCGUGUGUGCUUGUGUGUGUGUGUUUUAUAUGUAUGAGUGUAUGCGGAUGAGUCAGCAGCUGUGCUGUUGUUCAACAUGAUCAUGAUGAUGAUAAUAAAAAUUAUAAUACAAGAGAA